This is a messenger RNA of Racocetra persica, 363 nucleotides long. Lineage: Eukaryota; Fungi; Glomeromycota; Glomeromycetes; Diversisporales; Gigasporaceae. The record is from the annotation of a GenBank genome assembly.
AUGAAUGAAGCAUUCGAUAUUAAGGAUCCUGAUAGUGAUUAUGAUACUUACGAUGAUAGUACAAGUUCUAUAACCGUUGAAGAAAGUAUUGCAUCUGAAGAUGCAAUAGUUAAUGAAAAUAUUGAAAUACAAUCAUUUAUAUGGGAUGAAUUUGCUUUUAAACAGGCUCAAAUAUUGGCUAAUAAAAAAGAAAAUAAUGAUGAUUGUGAAAUCGAAUGGGAAGAUCUAGAACAUGAAUUUUCUGAAACGGCAUCAUUUGUAACAGAAUCAACAGACAAUAAAGGCCUAAAUUAUUUUUUAGAUAAUUGUAAAAAAGCCAAAACAUUAACUUCUUGUGUCUUUUUACAUGUAAUUGAUGGUCAA